Messenger RNA from Aphanomyces invadans, 1602 nucleotides. RefSeq lists its product as hypothetical. The transcript has 5 exons. Gene Ontology annotation, biological process: biosynthetic process. Gene Ontology annotation, cellular component: cytoplasm. Gene Ontology annotation, molecular function: acyltransferase activity, transferring groups other than amino-acyl groups; isomerase activity. The record is from RefSeq and is a predicted model, not a curated record. Bases 36 to 1376 code for a protein of 446 amino acids. Lineage: Eukaryota; Oomycota; Saprolegniomycetes; Saprolegniales; Verrucalvaceae.
GUCAAGUCGGCCAACUUGGUGGCAUUGCGUGCAAGAUGCAGAUCACGUACAAGCCGAUCGCGGUGUCCGAGGCGGCAGCUGUCCAUGCCAUCGAGGCAGCGUCGUACCCUGCGGACGAAGCUGCGUCGUUGGCCCAAAUCAAGAUGCGUCUGAAUGUCGCCGGAGCAUACUUUCUCGGAGGGUACGAGGCAUCGCAUGGACACUUGGUCGGGUUUGUGAACGGGACGCUGGCUCCACGCCGCGAAUUGGAAGACGAAACGAUGUCGCGUCACGACCCGAAUGGACGAUACCUGUGCAUCCAUUCCGUCGUCAUGGACGCUGCGUAUCGCCGUCAAGGCCUCGCGUCGGCCAUGCUCAAGGCGUACGUGGACAGAAUUGUAGCUGACCAGCCGCAUGUGGAAGCGAUCUUGCUGUUGUGCAAACCAUACCUCGUUCAAUUUUACGUCCAGGCUGGCUUCCAAGUCACGCGUCUGUCGCCCGUGGUCCAUGGCAAGGAUGCGUGGCUCGAGUGCGUGCUGGAUUGCGUCAGCGCCCGCCAGUUGAAAAUCAUCCAAGUAGACGCAUUCACGUCGGUGCAUUACGAAGGGAAUCCCGCGGCAAUCGUGCCCAUGACUGCCAAGCAAUUUGACGCCGCCACAGAUGCAUGGAUGCAGGUCGUGGCCCAGGAAAACAACUUGAGCGAAACGGCGUACGUCGCGCCAACGUCGAACCCAUCCACGUAUCGAUUGCGGUGGUUUACGCCAGCGAUGGAAGUGAAUUUGUGUGGUCAUGGCACACUGGCCACGGCCAAGGUGCUGUUCGAAGACGGCUACGUGAGCAAAUCGUCGACGUUGGAUUUUGAAACACGCGGUGGCCGGCUGACUACGCGAUACUUGCCCAACGGCGAAAUCCAAAUGGCGUUUCCGUUGUGCGCCCCUGCACCACUCGCCGACGGCUCGAACGACCUGAAGCUUGAUAUUCUCGCGAGUUUGCAACUAAACGACGCAGACGUGGUCGCAUGGGCCAUGUACGGGAAAAAGAUUCUGUGCCACGUCAACCCGGAUCGGUUUGCCACGCUUGGCCCGGUCGACUUCACUCGCCUUGGCGCAUUGGAUGCACAGGGGUUGAUGGUCACGACCAAGGGCGGGGACGCAUCCGGCGUAGAUUAUGUGAACCGGUACUUCGAUCCUCGCGCUGGAGUCAAUGAAGACCCGGUCACGGGAAGCGCGCAUUGCGUGUUGGCGCCGUACUGGGCUGCGAUUCUAUCCAAGUCGUCGCUCGUCGCCCGGCAAGUGAGCCAUCGUCCUGGCACCCUUCGACUACAAGUCGACACGGACCAAGACCGAGUCAUCUUGCAUGGCGACGCCGUGAUCACCAUGCGCGGUGUGGUCGUGUAGUCAAGUGAUCGGCAUGGAAUUUUUCUUCAAAUGCCAACGCACACUGCACGUGUUGGCAUGGCGUUGGUUUGUGUGCGUGCGGCGAUUGCCAGUGUUCAUCGCUGGGCUGUUCGAAGCAUGUGGUGUGUGUCCUAGAUCACGUUAAUAGGCACUUGAACCUGGAAACUGCGCUGGGAAUGCCAUGUCGAGCUUUGCGCCGUGCGAGGAUAUAUGCACUCGCCUGGAA